Messenger RNA from Lates calcarifer (barramundi perch), 5489 nucleotides. Its product is annotated as cGMP-dependent protein kinase 1. The transcript is spliced from 18 exons. Gene Ontology annotation, molecular function: ATP binding; cGMP-dependent protein kinase activity. The record is from RefSeq and is a predicted model, not a curated record. The coding region runs from base 736 to 2895 and encodes 719 amino acids. Lineage: Eukaryota; Metazoa; Chordata; Actinopteri; Centropomidae. Gene Ontology annotation, biological process: protein phosphorylation.
UCUACCACUUUAACAAACAACAUAUGGCCACAAAAGCACUAUUUUGGUUCAAAUAUAGCAUCCACACAUAUAGAUUCAAAUGUCUUCUAAUAUUUGCACGUUUGUUCAUGUUGACAAAAUACACAAGUAGUCCAACACAAUACAAGCACCAGAGCCUCCUUCCCACUAGAUAAAAAAAGCGCGUUGUUUUUUUUUUUUUAUGUCGAGGUUCAUUAAGUUUCCAUCACCUUCAACUUCCAUUAAGGCGCCAGUGCUCAUCUAUUUGUAAGUUAGGAGCCUCAGGGCGAGUUACUGAGGUAUGAUGGCACGGUUCUCCGAGUAGUGGCUUUCUCACUGAGUCCAUUAUUCAUGUGAGACGAUCGCAGCUCUCUCUCUCUCUCUCUCUCUGGAGUGACAGACUGCACUGUGCCACAGAUUCCUGUAGGCGCCCUUCUCGCCAUGCGUUCUCUCCGGGUCGCAGCCUGACGCACUCGGGGAGGACGGUCCUCCGCUGUCACACCGCCGAGGGAGGGAGCGAGAGCGAUAGAGAGAGAGGGAGGGAGGAGAGAGAGGGAGAGAGAGAGAGACAGGGGCAAACUUUGCGUGAUUGUGGCUGAGGCGCUUUAUGGGCUCACCUAGGUAAUCGCGGCAACCACUGAACAUACCUUCGCUUAAAUUUCCAACAUCCGCUUGCGACAGACAGCGACGAGGAAUCCCCCUCAGGAGAGACUGGGGCUGCAUCCUCUGAAGCUGUUCAUGCCGGAUAAAGUUUAUGAGCAGCGUGGUAGAGGAGUGGCUACAGGCUCGGCUGCAUACCUUUCGAUAAACUUAUUGGGAAGUCGCUCGUCGCCGCCAGCUGAAAUGGGCACCUUGCGCGACCUCCAGUACGCGCUACAGGAGAAGAUUGAGGAGCUGCGCCAGAGGGACGCGCUCAUCGACGAGCUGGAACUGGAGCUCGACCAGAAAGACGAGCUCAUACAGAGGCUACAGAACGAGCUGGACAAAUACCGCUCCGUUAUCAAACCGGCAACCCAGCAGGUCCACAAGCAGAACGAGCUGAACGAGCAGCAGCGGACAAAGAGGCAGGCGAUUUCGGCCGAACCCACUGCCUUCGACAUCCAGGAUCUUAGCCAUGUCACCCUACCUUUCUACCCCAAAAGCCCACAGUCCAAGGAUCUGAUCAAGGAAGCCAUCUUGGACAAUGACUUCAUGAAGAACCUGGAGCUGUCGCAGAUCCAAGAGAUUGUGGACUGCAUGUACCCUGUGGAGUAUGGGAAAGACAGCUGUAUCAUUAAGGAGGGCGAUGUGGGCUCACUGGUCUACGUCAUGGAAGACGGGAAGGUGGAGGUGACGAAGGAGAGCCUGAAGCUCUGCACCAUGGGGCCAGGAAAGGUGUUUGGAGAGCUGGCUAUUCUCUACAACUGCACCAGGACUGCCACUGUCAAGACUCUAACAAAUGUGAAGCUGUGGGCCAUCGACCGACAAUGUUUUCAGACUAUCAUGAUGAGGACGGGUCUCAUCAAGCACACAGAGUAUAUGGAGUUCCUGAAAAGCGUCCCCACAUUCCACGGUCUGCAGGAGGAUAUUCUGAGCAAGCUUGCCGAUGUCCUUGAGGAGACACAUUAUGAAGACGGAGAGUACAUCAUCAGACAGGGGGCCAGAGGAGACACCUUCUUCAUCAUCAGUAAGGGAAAGGUUAAUGUGACCAGGGAAGAUUUGCCCAAUGGAGAGCCUGUCUACCUGCGCAGUCUUGGAAAAGGCGACUGGUUUGGAGAGAAAGCACUGCAAGGGGAGGACAUCAGGACAGCCAACGUCAUUGCAGCAGAGGCCGUCACCUGUUUAGUAAUCGAUAGAGAUUCAUUCAAGCACCUGAUUGGAGGUUUGGAGGAUGUGUCCAGUAAGGGUCAUGAGGAUGCUGAUGCCAAAGCCAAGUAUGAAGCAGAGAAUGCGUUUUUCUUCAAUCUGAACCUAGCUGACUUCAACAUCAUCGACACUCUGGGGGUUGGUGGCUUUGGACGUGUUGAGCUGGUUCAGCUCAAGAGUGACGAGAACAAAACCUUUGCCAUGAAGAUCUUGAAGAAGCGGCACAUAGUCGACACAAGACAGCAGGAGCACAUUCGUUCAGAGAAACUCAUCAUGCAGGAGGCCCACUCUGACUUCAUUGUUAGACUCUAUAGAACCUUCAAGGACAGCAAGUACCUCUACAUGUUAAUGGAGGCAUGUUUAGGAGGAGAGCUGUGGACCAUUCUUCGAGACCGGGGUUCCUUUGAGGACUCAACCACCAGGUUUUACACAGCUUGUGUGGUAGAGGCCUUUGCCUACCUGCAUUCCAAAGGAAUCAUCUACAGGGACCUCAAACCAGAGAACCUUAUAUUGGACCACAGGGGGUAUGCCAAACUGGUGGACUUUGGCUUUGCCAAGAAGAUUGGAUUUGGAAAGAAGACAUGGACCUUCUGUGGGACGCCGGAGUAUGUAGCACCAGAGAUCAUUCUGAACAAGGGCCACGACAUCUCAGCUGACUACUGGUCCCUAGGAAUCCUCAUGUUUGAACUCUUAACUGGCAGCCCUCCAUUCUCUGGCCCUGAUCCUAUGAAAACCUACAACAUCAUCCUGAGAGGCAUUGACAUGAUCGAAUUUCCAAAGAAAAUUACCAAAAAUGCUGCCAACCUAAUCAAAAAGCUAUGCAGGGAUAAUCCUUCUGAAAGACUGGGAAACUUGAAAAAUGGUGUCAAAGACAUCCAAAAGCACAAAUGGUUUGAGGGCUUUAAUUGGGAGGGCUUGAAGAAGGGGACACUGACGCCUCCUAUUAUCCCUAAUGUCACAUCAGCAGUCGACACAAGUAACUUUGACAGCUUCCCAGAGGACAACGAGGACCCGCCUCCUGAUGACAACUCCGGCUGGGAUGUUGAUUUUUGAAGUCCUUCUCUUCCCUUAAAACCAAAAGAAACUUGUCUUUUGUUGGCUUGGAGGCCAUCUUGAGGACAUGGCUGUGUUGUAAAAAAAAAAUAAACUGCAUUAAAAAUGAAAGAGAGAAUAUGGAAAAGAAGAUAAACAGACGGAUGGCAAACCCUCUGGGUCACCGAUAUGCCUUUAUUUCACUGUGGCUCUGGAUCAAGCAUUUAUAAUGGGACUGCUGUAGCACUCAGUGUUGUCUUACGCUCAGCUCUAAAGGCAAAGGCAAAGAAAGUGCAGGGAUACACACACAUACACACAAUACAACAGAGGCUGAUAAUGGAGCCAGGUUUUCCCAUCUAACAGGGAAAGAUGUUUAGUGGGUGAAUGAACGUUCAAUAGCCUGUCCAAGUUUUGGUUCUAGGAUAAAUAUGAAUGUGAAAAGUGUGAUGAUGACAGUUCAGAAAAAGAGGAGGUUUAUGAUUGAUUUUUUUUUCUGUGUUUGUUUCUCCGCAAUACUUGGUGAAAUAGGUGGUGGACUUUGGGAGGUUGUAACAUGUUACUGCAGUUGUUUGCUGGUUUUUGACAUGCAGCUGCUUGCUGCAAGUUUGGGUACUUUUCAGAGAUCUACACACUACAGUUUGCAAGUGAACCUGACAUCAAGUGCUCAAGACUAACCUGAAUGUCACUGAUUUUCUUCUCAACAUCCAUAUGACAUACAGUAUGUACGGUACAUGGUAUUUGAAUUUACAAGUUACAUUCUCACAAAUGAACACAACCAGGCUAAAAUCAAAUACAUAGUACACUUUAUAUAAAAUAAACCUACCUUGAAAAGCACAAACACUGUGCGUUCAGUGGAAAGACAUGUGACUCUUCAAGUGCCCUGCUUAAAUUUUAAUGAAUCACACACCGACACACAUGCAAUGUCAGCUUAGUAUUUCCAUGAAGCAAUCUGUCAUUAUGCACUUAAGACCAUUAACUGAGAAAAUCAGCAGUUAUAGCUAAUUUUAAGCUUCGGUAGAUGAAGUCACACUUUUUUCUUUUUUUUUUUUUGGUUCUUAAAUACGCUUUGAAUCACGCAUAUGAAUGCUUCUCUACCUACAUACUUCUUAAUUUUGUUUUUUAAAUCACCCAAAUGCCUCUUUCCAUUCAACCAAACAGGACAUCCUCUGUUUGUUCCUGUAUAGUUCUGAUAUAACUGUGAACAUGGUUUCAAUGUCUUUGGUGCUGUUAUUGAUAAAUUAUAAUAAGCGAUGGUGAGAUGACAGUACUGGUUAUUGUUUUUGUAUAGUGAUUUUUUUGUGCUUGAUUUCUUUGUAACGUACUUGACUUCCUUCUUUAGAAAAUUGGAGAAUUGUGUCAAUUUGUAAACUUGAGUGAAGAUUUGUUUAAUAUCACUUGACACCAUGUUAGAUUGUGCUAAGUGGUGUUCUCAAAGGUUUUUUUAACAGGUUUAACCAUGUUAAAUUCAUCCAUAUAAAUUAACCAUCCUCUUCUUUGGAGGCAAAAUGUACCACAUUCACAUUAUCUUGAAACUACCUUGAUUGAACACCAUCUUAUAGAAAUUUUGAAAUGUCUCCUUGAGACAGACAGCAAAAGAAAAAAAUGGAGAUUAUAUUUUGUGAAACUCACAGCUUUGACCACUAGCACCAUAAUCUUUUACCCAGCUCAUCACCUCUCACGCCCAAAAAUCAGAGCAUAAAAUCAGAAGAAAUGUAAGUGCCUUAAAUCAAUGGCAUACAAAAUUAACAUCAACAAGACCUUUUUGAUGCUGCAUGAACACAUAUACACCUCAAAAAACGUAUGUGUCCUCUUAGAUGGCUGCUUCUCAUCCUUUGUUAAAUCUAAUAAAUACAUUAAUCACCUUGGAGAGAGAAUUUCAAGUCAUUUAAUGGCAGACAAAAGUGUGUAUGAAAUAAUUUCCUGCUCUACCCCUUUGAUUUAUCUCACAGAAAUAUUUAUUAACAGGCUGCAAUGACAUGCUUUUCUCUAUAAAUCUAAUGUGAUCUUAUGAAAUCAACCACAGCUGGUCUGAUAUAAAGUGAACAGUAAGACAUAGCUCAGAGGGACCAUCCAUCAUCCGUCUCAGCAGAUGAAAGUCCAUGAAAUCCAAGCAUUUAGAGAUGGCAGGAAUGAUUUGCAGUUUUGAGCAUUUCAGUAAUGUGAAAACAAUAUUCUUGUUUACCACUGUUGACAAUCUUUGAUAGCAUUGAUCAUAAUGUACAAUCAUCAUCAUCAUUCUGAUUUUCAUUUUCAGUUGUUUGGUUUAAAUGAAGCUAAAUAGCACAGCUCAUAUUUCAUCCCAUGAGGCCAAACAGAUACGCUUACAUUUAAAUUGCAUCAGUCAAUGAAUAAUGUUGAUGGAGAGUUACAAAUGAGGAGAAAUCUUGAUUCUGUAGGCAUAUCAUAAGUAUUUUACUGUAUUAAGGGCAGGUUAUGUUUAUCACGAAGCCUUAUGUAUGUCAUCACUUUACAAACCACUGGUUUUGAGUCUUAUAUUGACCGCCUUCUGCAAUGUUACUUGAUAUUUGCCUUGUGUUAUGUUGUUUAUUCUGCUGUAAAUUAAUUUUGCAGAGUGCCACCUGUAAGAUUUUUAAAAUUAUAGAGUAAAAACAAUA